ACGAACCACAUUGUUUAAGGUCAAACUUACACAGCAAUCAGAAAUGUCUAAAAGACCUCAGAUCCAUAUUUUUGUUGGAGCACCUAGUAUUCCAAGCCAGCUGGAGGUGUCAGAACAUAAUAGUUCAGUGUCUGCUGCUGAAAAAUGGAGAGAACUCCACUGUUCGUGUGAUAGACAUAGUCUUUUUUCUGAAAAAUGUAGAAGUACUGACAGUAGUCAGUACUUAAUGUUUCUGGGUGAAAGCUCUAUAGUGACAGCAGUUCCUACAAGUGGUUACUGCUCCCAGCAAUCUGAACAGGGAAGAUCAGUGGUAACAGAAGAGUGCUUGACAUCUGUAACUUUGGUGGAAACCAAUCCCAGUACUCCUAAGAUGACUGGCAGUUUAAUUUACUCUGAUUGUCAAUUGUCUAAAGAUAGAAGUGCGCACACAAGCGUAAAUCAGGCUACAGAUGAACACCUUUCUCAAAUGUUUAGAGAAUUGGAAGAACAGGGUGAAAAACAAUCAUGCGUCUGUUGUUCAAACCUCACAGAAGGAAAAAACAGUCAUUUGGAAGUUAACUGCUCUGAGAUUUCUAAUUUGGUUGCCUCUACUAAGCAGAUUAGCAUACAUCUAAGGUCUAUGGGAGAAGAUGUUCCAUCAGGCCAUAUAAGUGACUGCCAUGAACAUCUAAGUCAGUAUCUGGAUGUGUUUUUCCCCUCAAAUCAAGAGUCAAAACCAAAAGGAGAACUAAAUGAUUGUUCGAACCUUGCAGUAUCAACUGACACUGAAUUUCGUAGUAUAUUGACUUCAAGUCAGAUGGCUGUUCUUGCACAAGGUGACUUUAAGAAACAAAAUGAGAUGCAGAAAAGAACCAUUGAACUACUGGAAACAGAAGCAGAGAAUAAACAUGAAGAAAGGCAAUAUGAACACUUCAGUCUUAAUUCUGAUGUCAGAACAUGUCAUAUUGUGGCUGAAAAUGCAUUUGAACAAGAGUAUACAGGUUCUCUUGAACUUUUCAGCUCUGAGUGUGAUGGCAAAACCUUCUGUUUUGACACUACAAUAAGAGAAGGAAGUGCUCAUGAAAAUACAAAUGCAUCUGAAGAACUUCCUAAUGUUCCUGCUGAACAAUUUUUAAAUGAAGUCCUUAUUGAACCAUUGAGCUCAGGAAUACUGUGCUCCCAAAUAAGCAGUUCUCAUAACAGUUCUUUUAAAAGAGCCCACAAGUCUGAAGAGUCUCUUUAUAUUUUUCACUCUGCAUUUAAAAGACAGCUGAAAUCAAAGAGAGCUAAACUGAAUUCUUCUCUAGCUGGUCCUGAAAUGAGAAUGGAUCAAGAGAGGGUGACAGAGUUCAAGAAACUUCAGAAGCAUCUUCUAUCAUUACUUAAGAACUGCUGCUGCAAAAAUCAAAAAUACAGUGUUUUGGUAGCAAUAGUACAUCCCUGUCAUAUUAAAGAAAUACAGAAAAAGACAAGACCCAGAUCUUUAUCUAAAGUCCCAGUAGCAACGAUUGUAGUUACUGACCAGUCCAAAAUUGAAAGAAAGGUUGUGCUAUGGCGUGCUGCUGCAUUUUGGUCACUCACUGUGUUUCCUGGUGAUAUUGUACUACUUACAGAUAUCAUUAUGUAUGAGAAUCUUUGGUUUGGAGAAGUAAUGCUGCAAUCUACAUGUACCAGUCAGUUACUGAACCUGGGAAACUGCUCAUCUCUCAAUCCAAAACAAUUUCAUCAUAUAGUGGAUGUUGGUGUUCUUCAUGGUUUAUUGGCAUACGUAUCAUCGAAAUUUCCCCACUUUGGAGACCUUCCAUGUAGACAAGUUCAGAGGUUGGAUAGUAUUCAGCAUGUUCAGCUAGACCAGCUUCAGUCAAAUACGUUGGUUCACUUGGUCUUAAAAAUUAUCAGCAUCACCAUAUUAAGAGAAUCUGUGUACAACUACAAAGGGGGCAGCCAAAGGAAAGUUAUUCUAACAGUAGAACAGAACAGAGGUCGACAUUAUAGAAUGGUGCUGUGGGGAGCUGGGGCAGCCUGGUACCCUCAACUUCAAAGGAGAAAAGAUCACAUAUGGGACUUUAAAUACCUUCUUGUCCAACGUAGUUCUGUGUCAGGUGACUUUGAACUGCACACAACUCCAUGGUCAUCCUGUGAGUGCUUGUUUGAUGAUGACAAAAGGGUAAUUGAAUUUAAAGAAAGAUUUCAGAAGAGUAAAACAUUCCUCACGAAAAUGACGAAUCUCUCAGCACAUUUGGAGGAAAAAUGUUCAGGAGUGAUUCAACUGAAAGCCCGUAUUUUAGAGUUGAAGUUUACCAUUUCAACAGGCCAGUACAGGCAACUCAUCUUCCAUGCUAACACUUCCCUGGACAGUGUUUUGGCUUCUCUGCCUAUGAUUACCUAUUCAGGUUGUGCUAAAUGUGGUUCAGAACUACAGGCAGAUGAGAACAAGAUCUACGAGCAAUGUGUUAGAUGUUUGCCACACAACAAAGUAAAAACAUUCUAUAGACCAGCUUUGAUGACAGUUGAAGAUGGAGGAUAUGAAAUCUAUGUUCAUGUGGUGUCAGAGCUGAUGGAAAAAAUCUUCCUCAAUAUUCCUGCAGACUGGCUGAACAGAUUAGUAGUGCCCUCCUCAGAUAUGACCUACCGUGUAAUAGUAGCAGAACUGUGUCACUUGCUGCUAGCAGAUACGGAAGCAUCCUAUUUCUUGGAAAUUAGGAGCCAUUUUGUGCUAGAUGAAAACAGCUAUCCUUUGCAAAAGGAUUUUCAUCUGCUAAAUUUUCAUCCUGAUCUCUGAAGCAUUGACCUCUGCAAAAACUGAUUAACAGAAACUGUAUGAACAAGUAGUUUGCAGUUUGCAAGUAGGAGAAAAAAAAUGAAUUAGUUAAGUAAAAAUCAAAAUACAAGAAAGGAUUUCAUAUUUAAUUUAUACAAAAAAAUGGUAUGGAAAAUCUGAUAAUUGUAUGCACUGGUACAGUACUACUGAUUGUCACAAAGUCUAUUUUUAUACAUCUUUUUUCAUCUUAAUAAAAACCUC
Rhea pennata is the source of this 3001-nucleotide messenger RNA. It is a transcript of the gene SHLD2, whose product is annotated as shieldin complex subunit 2. The record is from RefSeq and is a predicted model, not a curated record. The coding region runs from base 44 to 2761 and encodes 905 amino acids. Gene Ontology annotation, cellular component: nucleus; site of double-strand break. The transcript is spliced from 8 exons. Gene Ontology annotation, biological process: regulation of double-strand break repair via homologous recombination. Lineage: Eukaryota; Metazoa; Chordata; Aves; Rheiformes; Rheidae.